AUGCUAAACGAUGAUCGCUGCGCUACUUGUGGCACAAGGAACCUCCGAGCAAUCACCGUACCCUCACUUCACAAUCCUCGUAUCGACCAGCUGCUUUCCGUUAAUGAACCGCCUCUCGAAUGCGAAGAAGCUUCUCUUCGAGUUGUUGUGGAUCAAGGCCCCCAGAUGCUCUCAGAUCUUGACGCUAAAAUUGCGGACAUUAAGCACAUUCUACAGCAACUGCUUCGCAAGAGAGCUCAAGCAGCGGAUAACCUCGCUGUUGCCAAAAAUAUCCUACAUCCAAUGCGUCGCCUUCCGACCGACGUGCUUAGAGAUAUCUUCCUUGCAUGCGUAGAAUCGCCGGCACGAUGCCUCUUUCCCUAUACAACUCUCGAUUCAAUGGAUUUGCUCCAAGGCCCCUGGGCCAUAUCUCAUGUUUGUCGUAGAUGGAGGGACAUCGCCAUAAGUACCGCAAGGCUCUGGUGUCGCAUCGGCCUAAUUUUUCCUCUUCAUACAAGCCGUACCUUGGCAUUUACGUUGAUGUUGGGAUGUUAUAUCGAAAGGUCCAGGGAUCUCGGAUUAUCUCUCGUUGUAUACGCAGAAGAUGACAUCUCGGAUCACUCUACUCUAGCCCUCCUUUCUACCAGUCAUCGAUGGAAAGAUGUAAUACUCGACGUACCAUCGAAAACAAUCCGUACUUUAUCCUUCCGUAGAGGAUCAUUCAGGAAUCUGCGUUAUCUUCACGUCAUGUUGGAUGACGGAGAAGGAGAUAUCCUUUCCUUGGAUCCCUUGCUCGACGCCUUCGAGUACGCUCCGAAUCUCACCCAUGCUUCCUUUAGUCACAUCGACGGUCCAGACGAUGAAGACAUCACAGACAUACCACAUUUGCAUGUGCUGACGAAGAUGUCUCUUCUGGAGAGCGCGCGCCUCUGUUGUGACAAGCAUUCGGGCGCCCCUUCGUCCGGCAAAGUUCACCUUCCUCGACUGCAGAACUUGACCCUUGAGGAAGGCUCCUCUGCCGUUGCGGGGUCCUUGGCUCAGUGUAUCUCUGCUUUGUCACUGCCAUCCUUGACGGAAUUAAGGCUCGGAUAUUCGAACUCCACAAACCAAGUACAAUUACCUUCUAUCAUCCACCCCAUGGGUAUCGAUGCUCGCAGGAUAACCACAUUGCAGCUCACGUUCCGUUUCAAGCUGUCGUCCGCUGCCAUUCAUAGCAUCCUGGUUUUCCUCGAAGGUCUUCCCACAGUAAUACAUCUCAUGGCUCAAGCUGAGGGAGUCACCGACAACCUUGUAGAAGGGCUGAUCAGUCGUCGUGAUAACCAAAGCAUCUUGCCAUCGCUAAGGCGCCUUGACUUCCGCGGUUCCACAUUAGGGCUGGACGAUCCCAUACAUUUUAUCACCAUGCUCGAGUCGCGGGUCUCUCCCUUGUCAACAGAUGUAAUGAUGGAUAGCGUCACCUCCUCGACAAGGGAUUACCUUCAAGAGUUACGACUGGAUGAACGUUUUUCCAUUGAUGAAGCCACCCGUCAAAGGUGGGAUGAUCUUUCGGAGAGGGGCCUGACAGUUCGAUAUGGAGCGGAAGGGCUAGGUGUUAGAUUUGACCACGUAGCUUCGCGUGGUCGAGAAGACCACUUAUUCCGUGGUAUGCCAUGGGUCCCGUAG
Guyanagaster necrorhizus is the source of this 1641-nucleotide messenger RNA. RefSeq lists its product as uncharacterized. Lineage: Eukaryota; Fungi; Basidiomycota; Agaricomycetes; Agaricales; Physalacriaceae. The record is from RefSeq and is a predicted model, not a curated record. The transcript has 2 exons. Bases 1 to 1641 code for a protein of 546 amino acids.